UCUGCGUUGUCGUUUCUCUUCAAGAUUCGUUUGGCGUGAGCUUUCGAAAAAGGCUGCAGCAUUGUGGAUAGUGCGUCUCCAUGCCUCCCAAUGCAAGGCCAGGACAACUACAAACAAACAAAUUCACAGUAAUUUUCUGCAUCUGAAAAACAAGGAAAGAAAUAUUGCUUUCACAAUACCUGAUUAGGAUUCUUUUAAGACAGAGAAGAACAAUGUCUGAGUCUAUGCCAAAAUUGUGUCGUUCUUCCAGGAUAAAGAAACAGGCUGGAGCAGAGCCAAGCCAGCGGCCAGUGAGUUUUGAAGAUGUGGCUGUGUAUUUCACGAAGGGCCAGGGAGCCUUGCUGGGCCCAGAUCAGAGAGCGUUGUACAAAGAGGUCAUGAUGGAGAACUAUGCAAAUGUUUCUGCUUUGGACAUUCCAGUUCCCAAACCUGAACUGAUCAUGCAGCUAGAAGAAGGGAUAGAGCCAUGGGUACAAGAUUUGCAGGACUUGGAUGGAAUGGAAAACUCCAGCACCUACUCAGCAUGCCGGGGGAGGCAUCCCAGGUCGCCCCUCAACAAUCAAUCUCAUCAGAAGGAAGAGGGCAGUCCACCUCAUCACCCAGAAGUUUUGUCGAUAUUGGUUGGCAUGUCUCCGGCUCCUUUCAAGAACUGCGACGUGAGUGGAGGCAAGGUUCCAGUUCAAGACCCGCAUUCUACUUGCUUGCUGUGUCUUGCAAAAGAGCAUGACGCCAAGGCCUGUCCACUGUGUAGAUCGAUGACUUCACAGGCCAGGACAAAUCAUGAGUCUCGACUUACGUCUGCCAUUACCCAAGGGGUGAUCAAGUCCCAGGAGGGGGACCCCCGACCUGCUUCGGCUCCCGUAGUUUCUUCUUUGGCCUCUGCAACUUCUGCCCACGGCAGCCCUUCCAGUGUGGUGUCCGCACCGGUUGUAGUUGUGGCCUAUGGUUCUGAUGAACCCAGCGCUGCCAGCCAUGUGGUCCGCGGUCACAAUAGACCCAGUGCCACCACAAAACCCUCCAAGCACCCCCAUAAAUCAUCGGGGACUGAGGGUUCCUCUUCAAAGUUGACACCUGCUCGUACUGAGGCGGCUGCCUCCGAGGGUUCCAUCUCCAAGCCUUCCAAGGCUGUUGGGUCCGAGUUUCUGGCCCUUAAGACUGCCUCCACCUCCAGAGACCCCUCCAAGGCCUCCAAGAGCGCCUCCAAGCCCCCCAAGCCCUCUUUGACCAAAACCUCAGUGUCAAAGUCCUCGUCCGGCAAGAAAGACAAGAAGGAUAGCUCUAAGUCCAUGGACAAGCCUAAGUCGUCGGGGUCGACCUUGAAGCCUUCCUCGACAUCAGAGGGUCACUCCAAGUCCUCUAAGAAGAGAUAUCAGCUGGAAGUCGCAUCCGGGUCACCCCUGCCUAAGAAGUCCAAGGCAGUAGAGACACCUUUGGAACCAAGAACAGGGUCCAAGAAGGAUGGGCAUGCUUCCAGUAGCAAGAAGCCCCCUGCAGGGGAGAAGAGGGGCGACCCUGCAUUGUCUUUACACCAUCGCUCUGGUACCGACUCUUCCUCCAGAUUUUCACGGAUGACUACUGUCCCCUUUCUACAUUCAGAAGAUGAGGGCUCCAGGUCUUCCUGGCACAGAUUGCCGACUCCUGUUCCACGUUCUUCCCAUGAGGAAGCCAUCCAAGACGAUUCCAACCUCUUUUACAACUCUGAGACAGACUGUUAUUAUAUUUCCGUGUCAAGGGAGCUGGCAUUGCAACGUUUCACCUCUAUGCUUUGUGACCGCCUGAAGCUACCUGAUAGACGUAGGCCUUCGGCGACGGUAUCCAGGCCUCCCCCUUCGACCCCAACACAUCGGGCGUCAAAACAACCGACUUCGGAACUGACUUCCAUUCCAGCCCAACACCCUGAGCAGCAGCUCAUUCAAUUGGAUUCGGACUCAGAACCAGAGAUCAUUCAGUCCUCCGAAGAGCUUUCGGAUGCCAAAAUGUCCCCGCAAGGAUCGCCCCAGGAGUUGCACCACCCGGAACCAUCAUCUCCAAUGGAUGAUGUACGCUCCUUUACUGAGCUCAUAAUUAAGAUGGCGACCGCGUUGGAUAUUGAUUUGUCCUAUCCCGAAGAAGGGGCAAAGGACCCUGUAGAGCGGCAGGUUUAUGGCCGGGUCCCAACACCACCGUCGAUCCCGCUCCUUCCGUCUCUCGAGAACAUCAUCAAACGAUCAUGGGAUUCACCGGCAUCCCUAGUGGGCUCCUCUCGUAAGAUCGAGUCCCUCUAUCGAAUUUCGUCCUCCCAUUGUGCGUGGCUGACCACCCACCCUAAGCAGAACUCAGCCAUAGUAGAAGGGGCCCAACAGACCUUCACCCACAAGCAAGCCACCUCGCCUGCUGACCGAGAGGCGAAGAAAAUUGAUGGCCUUGCCAAGAAGGCAUAUUCUGCUUCGGCUCUGGCAGUGAAAGCCAUAAAUUACAAUGCUUGCAUGGGUGCAUACCUCCAAAUUUUGAUGGAGGGAAUUUCAUUGGUAAUACCUGACGUGCCUGACGACGUUCAACGGAGGCUCAUCGAGAUUAGGGACGAGGUGCAUUCAAUAGGCAGCUGGCUGAUUGCCACCUCGAGGAAUGUGGCUGAUUGCUCCGCCAGGGCCAUGGCAGCAUCAGUGGCACUCCGACGUCAUGCGUGGCUCCGGGGCUCCAAUCUACACCCCAACGUGAGGUCGGCCAUAGAGGAUAUGCCAAUGGACGAUUCGGGCCUGUUUCAUGCUGAAACUGACAAGCGCCUGAACAGGAAAUACAGGAUGAAGGCCACACCACAGAAACACGGCAUGUCCUCUACUUCCAUCUCACCGUUCAGGAAGAGACAUCGCCCUUGGCAGUCACAAGGGACUCUGGUUCGUGACGGUCGACCUGAAGGAUGCCUAUUUCCACAUAAGAAUUCGGAACUCCUACAGAUGAUUCCUCGCCUUCGCCUUCGGCUCCGACGCUUACCAUUACAACGUUCUUCCCUUCGGCAUUGCCACAGCCCUGAGGGUCUUCACCAAGUGUAUGGCUCCAGUCGUGGCAUAUCUGCAUCAGAAGGGCUACAGAGUAUUCCCUUACCUAAACGAUUGGCUCUUUGUGGCCGCCUCAGAGGAGGAGUUGUGGGAAGCAGUCGACUUCGCAUUGACUCUGCUGGCAUCCCUCAGACUUAUCGUCAACCGGGAGAAGUCUUGCUUCACCCCAUCCAGGCAGGCCAAAUUCAUCAGCGCCGUUCCCGACUCCGAAGAAUGCAUCGCCUAUCUCCCUCGGGACCGCUUCCAGACUCUUUCGUCAGCCAUUAGGGCCUGCUUAGCCCACAGAAUAGUGAGGGCCAGAGACGUCCAGGUAGACCUAGGCCACAUGGCUUCAACAACAUUUGUAACCCUGUGGGCAAGGCUUCACUUCCAUCCUUUCCAGUCAUGGUUCCUGUCAGUCUUUGAUCCAGUGGAAGACUCUCCGUCCAAAUGGCUCACCGUUCCGAGACCUGUGGCCUGUUCCCUGCAUUGGUGGCUAGACUCCCGCAACGUCUGCGUCGGCAUGCUUUUCAACCAGCCUCAGCUGCCAUUAACCCUGAUGACGGAUGCGUCCUUAGAGGGCUGGGGCGCCCACUUGCUCAAUCUGUUAGUAAAGGACAAGUGGUCUCCGGAGGAACAAGGUCUCCACAUCAUUGCUUUCGAGAUGCUUGCUGUGGAAAAGGCUUUGAGAGCAUUUGAAUCCAGUGUCACCAACAAGGUGGUCCUCUUAAGGGCGGACAAUACGACCGUCAUGUAUUAUAUCAACAAGCAAGGAGGCACCAAAUCCAGGACUUUGCUGAACAUCACCCUACAGAUUUGGGACUGGUGCAUCCCGAGAGGGAUUCUCCUCCAAGCGAUCUAUUUGCCGGGAGAGGAGAAUGAGUUGGCGGACCAGCUCAGCAGAUCUUCAGCUGUCUGCCACGAGUGUAGGCUUCACCCAGAGGCGGUCAGCGAUCUCUUUGACUGAUGGGAAACCCCUCAGACCGACCUUUUUGUGACCACCCGCAACAGCCACUGUCCCCAGUUCUGCUCCUGGGCGCACAACAAGAACUCCCUCCGAGAUGCGUUUGGUUUCAUCUGGUCAGGGGAAAUGCUCUACGCCUUCCCACCAUUCCCAAUGAUCAUCAGAGUGGUGUCCAAGAUGACAAUAAACCACUCGGAUGCAAUCCUCAUCACCCCUUGGUGGCUAAGACAGCCGUGGUUCCCGUCCCUUCUCCACCUCUCCGGGAGAGACUUCCUUCACCUCAAGUUCCGUCCCGACCUGCUCACAAUCCAGCAGGGCUGGGUCUGGCAUCCGGACAUCGAGAGUCUACCAUUGGUGGCUUGGAGGCUUCGUCCCUAGCCUUGCUGCCCAACUCGGUGCAGAUGGUGAUCCUUGCUGCUUUGAAGCCUUCGACCCAGAGGUCCUGUGCUUCCAAGUGGAGGAUGUUCCUGUCCUUUCUUGCAGAAGGAGACCUCUCCCCGAUGCAGGUGAUGACUCGGAUGGUGCUGGAGUUUUUGAUGCUGCUUAUGGACGUGGGACUGUGCCUCUAUUAAGUGCUAUCUUUCUGCUAUUUGUUCUCACUCCCAGUUUGAGGGCAAACCUUCUUUUUUCAGGGACCGUUUUGUUAAGAGUUUCCUGAGAGGCUGUGGUAAUCUCCAUCCCCCAGCCUCGGUUCCGACCCCGGCUUGGAGCCUGGAUGCGGUGUUAUGUGCCUUACAAUCCAAGCCCUUUGAGCCCAUGGCCACAUCGGACUUGAGACUAUUGAUUUGGAAGACUGCUUUCCUUGUGGCCAUCACCUCUGCCUGCCAUGUGGGUGAACUCUGUGCCUUAAGAAGGGACCAGCCUUUCCUUAGAUUCCAUAAGGACAAGGUUGUCCUCCGUACUGACAUCACCUUCUUGCCUAAGGAGGUAUCUGCUUUUCAUAUGUGUCAGGACAUUGUAUUGCCUACCCUGGCCUCAAACGCAACCACAGAGGUCGAACACAGUCUACACACCUUGGACGUUCAGAGGGCUCUGGCCUUCAAUUUGGACAGAACUGCAGGUUCGAGCCGCUCCGAGAGACUUUUCCAAUGCUACUCAGAGCCGAAGAAGGGACUGCCUGUGUCUGCACAGAGGUUUUCUAAAUGGGUGGCCAGUACCAUCCACCUCUGCUAUGAAGUCUUGGGCAGACCUCUCCCGGCCAGGGCUCGGUCCCAUGCAACUAGGGCAGUAGCAGCAUCCUCUGCAUUCUUGACUGGGGUCUCUCUGGAGGAUGUCUGUAAAGCUGCUGUUUGGUCUCAGUCAAUGACUUUUAUUAAACACUAUAGGCUGGACACAAGGGCCAAACAGGAUGCUGCCUUUGGAAGAGCAGUGUUAGUUUCAGGUUUACGUUAAGUGCACUGCUGUCAGAAAUCCCCUGCAUUCAUUUAUUCAUUUGGGGUUUCUGUCAUGAGGGUUAUAAGUUUAGGGUUUUGUUUAAAUAUUAUUAGUGGGUUUAAUGUGUAUUGGGUUAAUAAUGGAAUAUACUAGAAAGUGGUAGACUGACUGUUAGACUCUGUGCUUGCUUGUUAGGAUUGGAAUGCUAGGGAGUUACCCUGCCAGCCAGAGACAGGUCUGUGUGAUGGGAGGGGGAACUGAAACAUGAAGGGCCUAUUGCUAUUGCUUAUAUGGUGUUAUGGUAAUAUAUUCAUUGUACUUUAAUAUGCUGCUAUUAUAUUUUAGAUGCUGCUAUAUAUGUUGGGUUGUGGGAUGAUGGGAUAUAUAGUUAUGCUUGAUUAUACUUAUAGGCUGUUAAGGUUCAUUAUUACUUAGUCUAGUUGUGGGGAAUGUAUAUGCUUCAAAAUCACAGGUGCAAUGAGGAGAUAAUGCCGUGUGGGAACUUAAUUGUUUUGAGAGUUUGCCAAAGAUCCCAGACUGGAGGACAUUACAUCAUUGGGGGGGAGAUUCCUGACUGCGCGGGAAAGAAUCAUCCAAUUAAUUUACUUUAUUGCUUUAUGGGGUGGGUUUGCUUUGUGGGGCUAUAUAAACCAUAUGUUACUAUACAUCUUCAUUCCUGACAAAAAAGUCACUUCUGUUGUAUGUAUCACUUUUUUCAAUAAAGCUGUUACUUUCAAAGAACAGUCUCUUGUUGGAAGAGGGACCUGAAAACAGGAGCCUGACAACUGCAUUCCAUGUUUUCUUGACAUGUUUUACAGUUAAUGUUCUUCAUGUAUUCAGGGAAGUGUUUGUGCCAAGACUGGCCUUUCUAUAACAUUCUAUUGAUUGCUCUGCAUUCCAUGUGUAUUCUUGCCAUGAUUGCUCUGUACUCCAUGUAUAUUCUUGACAUGUUUAUGAUUCAGUGUGCUUCAUGUGCUUCUAAUGGUUUACUAAGGCCUUGCAUGACCUUAUUUAUUGUUGAUGUGCCUUACCCGGCACAGGUUAGUGCUAUUAUUGAGGAACCAAACAAUGACUGACACAGUUCCUGGUUCCAAGGAGUUUUAUUUUGGAAAAUAAACACACUCUGUUUGAACCUUA
Messenger RNA from Sceloporus undulatus (fence lizard), 6489 nucleotides. RefSeq names its product serine/arginine repetitive matrix protein 2-like. The transcript has 7 exons. Bases 213 to 3302 code for a protein of 1029 amino acids. NCBI's taxonomy places the organism in Eukaryota, Metazoa, Chordata, Lepidosauria, Squamata, Phrynosomatidae. Gene Ontology annotation, biological process: regulation of DNA-templated transcription. The record is from RefSeq and is a predicted model, not a curated record.